UCUCCUCUUGUAUUUUCGCAUCCCCUCCUCUCUGCUGCUGUCCUGGCAAUUUGCACUGCUUGCCUCCAGCUCAUUGCUGGACAAAGUUCAGCAGGCUCCCUUCUCAGCACCUGCCACUCACUUGUAGCUGCACACAGCCAGGCAUGGUCAGCACACAUGUGCUAAUCAGUUUUUUGGUUGAUGUCAUGUCUCAUAUCCAACCAGCAGCUUGUCACAGGCUGCAUCAGGAGCUGGAGUGAGGGUGGGAUGCUGCAAGGCACCCAUGCCAUGUCUCUCUUUCUCCCUGCAGCUCUGUGUCUGUGCCACAGCCCCAUGACAGCAGCAGGGCACUGCCUGGUCCCCACCCCUGAGAGGAGACACCACUGCAGCACGCACCAUUCCCAGCUAUGGAUCCAGUAGAUCCUUUCUCAAUAAACACCCCAUCUUUGAUAAAAGAUAUCACCACUAGGUUCUGGAGGUUGUCAGAGCCCAACCCAAAAGGUUUUUCUAAGGUUUUUCUGUCUCUGUGAUUUACAGUUACCCUUUACCAUCACCAAAAGAGGAUGGAGCUCAGCGAGAUCGUUGUGACUGAACAUUCCAACAAGAGGGAGCUGUACAAGGAGAUGCCAAGAGCCCAGGACCCGCUGUGGAGAAAUGGAAACUGGAUCCACCAUAGUUUUGGGUAUCUCACAGGAGAAAUGAAGGAAUAUGGAGAGUGGAUGAAAAACAAGCCCUUCAUGGUUCAGCUGGUGGACUGGAUUUUGCGAGGGACCUCUCAAGUGAUGUUUGUCAACAACCCUCUCAGCGGGCUGAUCAUUUUAGUGGGGCUUUUCCUCCAGAGCCCCUGGUGGAUGCUCACAGGCUGCACUGGAACCACUGUGUCCACGUUAACUGCACUGGCCCUCAGCCAGGACAGGUCAUCCAUUGAAGCUGGGCUGCACGGCUACAAUGGGAUGCUGGUGGGCCUGCUGAUGGCCGUCUACUCUGACAAAGAGGAUUACUACUGGUGGCUUCUGCCCCCUGUGGCAGUGAUUUCCAUGGCCUGCCCAGUACUGUCCAGUGCUUUGGGAUCCAUCUUCAGCAAAUGGGACAUUCCUGUUUUCACUCUGCCCUUCAACACUGCAGUGACCCUGUACCUGGCAGCCACAGGACACUACAAUCCCUUCUUUCCCACAACCCUCAUCAAACCUGUAGCUGCCGUGCCCAAUAUCACCUGGUCUGACAUCAAUGUGCCCCUGCUCUUACAAUCCAUCCCAGUUGGGAUUGGACAAGUGUACGGUUGUGGAAACCCCUGGACUGGAGGCAUUUUCCUUGUGGCUCUGCUCAUCUCCUCCCCACUGAUUUGUUUACAUGCUGCAAUUGGAUCAGCUGUGGGGAUGUUUGCAGCUCUGAGCAUUGCAUCCCCGUUUGACAGCAUCUACCUUGGCUUGCACAACUACAACUGUGCCCUGGCCUGCAUUGCCAUCGGGGGCAUGUUCUACGCCCUGACCUGGCAGACACAUUUGCUCUCACUUGCCUGUGCAUUAUUUUGUGCCUACUCUGGAGCAGCUCUUGCUAAUGCCCUCUCUGUGCUCGGGCUGCCAGUGUGCACCUGGCCUUUCUGCCUCUCCGCGCUCCUCUUCCUGCUGAUAGCCUCAGAAAACCCAGCCAUCUACAAAAUGCCCCUCUGUAAAGUCACCCACCCAGAAGCCAACCGGACCUACUACCUGAGAAUGCGGAGAAGGGCCUCGGAGAGCAGGAGGGAGGAGCAGAAGAGAAAGGAGCAGAAACCCUCUGACAACUCAAAAAUUAACACCGGGGGCACCCCACUGUGCACCCCCAAGAGCCGCCACGCUCACUGAUUGCAGGUACACACAACUCUGCAGCCUGGGGGCAGUUUGGGGGAAGCUUUUCAGACGUCACCCAGGCACAGCACAGCCACAAAUACCACUUUUGCCAGCAAUCUGCAGGCUGUGGAUUCAGCAUCCCACACUGGAGAAAUCACAGUUUGCCCUUGAGCUAAGCUUUCCAAAAGAGGUAACAUAAUAACAGCUGCCUUAUCAAUCUGAUUGUUACUGAUCGUUAACUAGAAAGUCACCUCUUAUCAAUAAUAAUUAUAAGAACAGGAAGAAGAACAUUAAAGCUGACAAGAGGCUGCAUUUAAUUUCAGAUGUGUAAUUUAACAAAAUAAAUAUGCUGAGAAGGCAUUGGUGUCUAAUAAUAAUAAAUCAUAUCAGAACUAAGUCAGGAGCUGCACUUCAAAUUAAGAGCAUGUAUAUUUGAAAGUGAAAUAAAAAGGCUGUUCUCUUCC
Taeniopygia guttata (zebra finch) is the source of this 2269-nucleotide messenger RNA. RefSeq names its product urea transporter 2. The record is from RefSeq and is a predicted model, not a curated record. Gene Ontology annotation, molecular function: urea transmembrane transporter activity. Gene Ontology annotation, biological process: urea transmembrane transport. Lineage: Eukaryota; Metazoa; Chordata; Aves; Passeriformes; Estrildidae. Gene Ontology annotation, cellular component: membrane.